This is a messenger RNA of Anthonomus grandis grandis, 4156 nucleotides long. It is a transcript of the gene fax, whose product is annotated as failed axon connections. The transcript has 7 exons. The coding region runs from base 126 to 1271 and encodes 381 amino acids. Gene Ontology annotation, cellular component: cytoplasm. Lineage: Eukaryota; Metazoa; Arthropoda; Insecta; Coleoptera; Curculionidae. The record is from RefSeq and is a predicted model, not a curated record.
UUCUUGCAUUCCCAUUUCCUCGAAUCCUCGCUCAUUUCUCGUCGUGUCGUAGCCGAGGUCGCACUUUGUGUCGUUUUGUCCGUGUUCGUAACGCGUUUGUUAAGUGUAAGCAACUAAAAGAAAAAAUGGCUACGGAAGUCGAAAAUAACGCACCCACCGCCGAAACUAAAGAGAUCAAGGAGGAAAAGGAGACGCCAAAGGUGGAAGAGACGAAAAAAGAGGAAGCUGGGGCGGGCGAUGCUCCCAAAGAGAAAGAAGUUAAGGAACCGGCUCCUCCCAAAUCCACGGUGCAUAAAGCGAAUUUCGAGAAGGACGUUGUUUAUUUGUAUCAAUUUUCGCGGACGCCCUUGCUCCCCUCUAUGAGUCCUUUCUGUCUCAAAGUUGAAACAUGGCUCAGAUUGGCCGGGAUUAAAUUCGAGAAUGUUGAUCACAAGAUGAAAUACAGAUCCAAGAAAGGUCUUUUACCAUUUGUCGAACUUAAUGGAGAAGAAAUUGCAGAUAGCGCCCUGAUUAUUAAGGAACUCAGUCAAGUAUUUAACAAAGAUUUGGAUGCAUAUUUAACACCAGAACAGCGAAAUUUGUCGCACACCACAAUAAGCAUGAUUGAGAAUCAUCUGUCUUGGGUUGUUAUGUGGUGGAGAUCCAAAUAUCCGGACAGCGUUUUAAAAGGGUAUAGAGUAAACCUCCAACAUGCUCUUGGAACAAGAAUACCCAACGGAAUAUUGAAUUUCUUCUUUAAAUUUGCCUAUGGAAGAAAGUGGUUCCAGGGUUCCAAGAAGGUCAAGGCCCACGGUAUCGGCGUCCACACUCCGGAAGAAAUCAUCAAGUUCGGAAAGGAGGACCUUGAAGUACUUUCAGAUACAUUGGACGACAAACCGUUCUUCUUCGGGGAUGAGCCUACGACUCUUGACGUAGUUGCUUUCGCGCACUUAGCUCAGAUAUACUUCCUGGACAAGGAAGUCGAAUGGGAACUCCGUGAUUUUAUGACCGAAUGCUGUCCGAAUUUAGUAGGGCAUGUUAACAGGAUGAAGGAACGUUGUUUUCCGGAUUGGGAUGAUUUGUGCAGCACAUUGGAUUUGAAUUCGCAUCUUCCCAAGAAGGAGGAAGAAUCGAAGGACGAGAAAGAAGUAGCCAAGGACGAAAAAGAAGGCGACAAAGAAAAGGAACCCGAAGAUAAAGAUAUCGAAAAGGAAAAGGAAGAAGCCAAAGAAAAGGACAAGGCUUUGAACAAAGAAUCAGAAGAAAAUAAAGAGAAAGAAGCCGCGAAAUAAAAAAUCGACUAAGUCCUUUGCUAUCUAUUUCUUUUCAUCACUUUCUGUGGAAUCUCAUCAUCUAUUAUAUAUUAGUUAUAUUAAAUUGUUCUCUCUCUCUCUCUUGAUUGUCUGAUUUAUGUGCAACAUUUAGUUUGUAAGUUCAUGAAUCUAUUUUUUUAUUAGUUUACUUGAAAUGGAGACGAGUAAAAAUAACUUUUCGAACUUCAUUAUUAUUGUAAAGUGCCAUUAUAUGGUAUAUAAACCAUCCCUCAUUGUUAACCCAAGAAUUCUUACUCUACAGCAUUUGUCUUGAUUGAAAAAUACUCCACUCCAUACCAGUAUAGCAGACUUUUUUAGCUUGAUGAAUAUAAUGGAUUUUUUAAUAAAAGUUUUAUAUUAACUGCUAGUUAUUAUUAUUGUUUGUAUAAAUAUUUUAGCUAGGUUUUUAAAUGUAAGCAUGUAUGUUUGAAAGGAACUUUACUUAGCUUCUUUCUUGGUUAUGUAAAGUUCUCAGAUUUUUAAGCUAAGUUCUUGAGAAUUGAUGCAUUUUUAAUUUUAAGGGCUUGAUAUAUUUUUAAUUGUGAAAAAAACAUUAUCGUCUUAGCAUUGUUGAUUGACCCGAAAUGAAGUAAAAAUAUUAAAGCGCUUGAAAUUUAAAAUUGUUUUUCAAGGAUCUUGUGUGUAACUUUACAUGUUAGUGCAGUCUCUAAUAUACGUACGACAUUAUUAAUAUUCCGUAUUUAGUAAUACAUAAGUAGUACAUUUAUUCAUUGAUUAUAUCCAUUCCACAUUUUUUACCAUCGCGUUUAAAGAAAUCAACGUAGAAAAGCUUUUGUGAAGAAUCAGUCCAGUGGGUAGUGUGUGUAUGAUGUAUAAUUUUUAGAUUUUUUAGUGAAUUUUUAAUAAAAUAAAAUCAAAAAUGCAACGAGAAUUAAAAAUUAAGUAACAUCAUGGUUCAGUUUCAAAAAAAUUAAUAACGCACAUUAAGAAUAAUCAAAAAAGGCUUAUUAACAGUGGCGGCUCGUGAGGGAGAACUCUCCUCCAAGAAUUUUCACAUCCGCACACAACAUACAAUAACCCAUAUUUUAUUAUUUGAAAUAUACUUGUUUUAAAUACGUCUACCUAAAUAUAAUAUUUCCAUGCGUAUUAACUCGAUUCUCCAAAACUAUUUCGAGGUAAGUCUAAGUGAUUGUGAAAACAGCAAUGAGCGUGAUUUGAAAAAACUGGUUUUUAGCCAUUUAAGUUUAGAAGCAAAAGUGGAAUUUUAGAAUAACGAACGUCCUACGCCGGUAUUAAAUAUAAAUCAAACACAAACAGCGUGGAAAAGCAGACUCGUUUUUAUGAGUAAAGUCUCUUUGAGAAAAUGGGCUACUGUGAAAUAUGUCAAAGUAAGCUGAUCGUAUAGUUGCAUGAGAUAUAUCGUGGGCGUACAAGGAAAACCCUGUAAGUCCUAAAACUAAAAAUGUGGAAAAAAGCGAUUUUAAACUUUUUAUGUAAAAUCCAAUUUUAUUUUUUAUGUUUGCUAAAUGCAUUUUUUGGGUACUAACAUCUGUUUAGAGUUAGUUUGGUUAAAUUAAAAUACAUUAUUUUUUAAUACAAAUUAUUUAUUAGCGUUUUAAAUAAUAAUUGCACUUAAUGGGUUUUCGCUGACAAACUAAUCACAUUUUUUGAGACUUAUCAGAUUUUUCUUCAUAAACUGUAUUAGUUUUUCUGAAGAAAGAUAAUGAGAAAGAGGCUCAUUGUCGGAAUCGGAAUCAGUUUCUUCAUCGGAAAUUCCAAUACUGGCUUCUUCAAUAUUUUUUGCAGUAGAAAGAGACUGGUACCACCCAUGGAAUUCCGAAGGAAUAGCACCACUUUUGCAUAAUUUCAAAAGAUCUUUUUUCUUUGUGCUUAUCGGUAAAGGGCCUUUAUAUAGUUUCUCUAAUUUUUUUUGGAUUUGCUGGUGGUCUACCUUUUCCCCAAAUUCUAAUAACCUUAUAAUCGCUGCUAUGUUCGUAUUUAUAUUCGAUAAUAUCAGGAUGCAAUUUCGAAUACCGCAAACUUAUUGGACUAAACUUAUUAUUGGAUUUUUUUGUGAGUGUCAAAUAAUUUAUAAAUUAAUUAAGUGCACUUAAUAGAUUUUUCCUGAAUAAUAUUUAGUCUCUCCGGACUUAAUAACUUGGAAGCUAGACGUAUCUCUUCAAUUUGAACUAUAUUGGACUUAACGGGCAUUUAGUAUGAUAGGUUAUAUUUAAAUGGACUUGGCUAUGCAAAAAAACGAUUUUUUUGAAAAAAGUGGACUUACAGGGUUUUCUUUGUACGCCCACGAUAUAUUCAUGCAGAUUAUUCUUAUUAUUAUUAUUAUUAUUAUUAAAACAUGUGUAUAAUAGAUACAUUUUUAAUUUCAAUAUUUAUGUUUGUACACCCAAAUAUUAUUUUUGUGCUCCCUCCCCUAAAACCAAACUCGCGAGCCGCCACUGCUUAUUAAAAAAAAAACACUCCCACCAACUGAUAAGAGAACCAAAUAGGUAAAAAUAAAACAUAACCUGUAAUUAACACUUCAGUAGUUUUUGUAUCCUUAAGGCCACCUAAUUCUUAAACUACGCUGUGUAAAAUUGUUGGACCAUUUUUUCAAAAUUAACGUUUUUUUUUUAUUAGGUUUCAGUUUAAUUUGGCGCGGUUUAAUUAUUGCAAUUAAGAACAUGAUUUCCAAAUGACGACGCUCUCUGUUUCAUAAAACGAUCCGGCCAAAUUAAACUCAUUAAAUAAAAAAAAAAUUAUGAAAAGCUCAAGUAACUAGCAAGAUUUUUUUUUUUUAGUUUUAUUUAGUUUAAUUUUAGUUAAAAUAGGUUCGACUUUCAAAACUGUGUUGUAUGCUAAUAUGCUAUAAUUGAAUAAAUAUAAGUUCAUAUUUUAAGUUUUAA